AUAUUAUAUAUAAUAUAAUAUAAUUUAAUAAUAUAAUAUCAAUUUAACUACACCUAUAAAUUCAUUCACUUUUGUAUUACUGUAAUAUCAUACUUCAAUGUAGAUCAUUCUUCAACUGUAUGAUGUUACAGUAAUAAGUGAAUGAAUUUAUAAGUACAAUUAAAUUGAGCUACUUUACACAAUAUUUUAUUGCCAAUAAAAUUAACGAUGCCAAUUCUACAUAAAUAAAACUAUACUGUAUUAUUGUGAGAUAAUAUAAUGAUUUUGAAAUUUUUCUUUUUAUGAUUGAUCGAAAUACGCAUGCAUGGCAAAAUAUUUUUUUAGCUGUAAAUCGAAAAAGAGCCACAUCGAUUCAGCGUUAAUUGAUUGUAUCCAGAUGUACGCGAUAGCCAGGGCGGUGGAUCUUCCGUCGAAAAUCGGCGACCUCGAGGUUCUCAUAUUGAUCGUCUCCUGCAUCUGUCACGAUCUCGAUCAUCCGGGCUACAACAAUAUCUAUCAGAUAAACGCGCGGACUGAACUAGCAUUGCGUUACAACGAUAUCUCGCCUUUGGAGAAUCAUCACUGUUCCGUGGCGUUCCGGGUCCUGGAGGCACCCGAGUGCAACAUCCUCGCGUCCUUGGACAAUCUUACCUAUAGAAUAGUGCGCGAGGGCAUUAUACGAUGCAUCCUAGCGACCGACAUGGCCCGGCACAACGAGAUCCUCGGCCAGUUCAUCGAUAUCAUUCCUGAAUUCGAUUAUACCAACAGAGCACAUAUAAAUCUGCUAUCCAUGAUCCUUAUCAAAGUGCUUCAAGAGUUCUUUAAGCAGAGCGACGCGGAGAAACUCGAGGCUCUUCCGGUCACGCCAUUCAUGGAUCGCGACAAGAUGACCAAACCAUCGUCCCAGGUUAGCUUCAUCGGCCUAGUUCUUCUCCCCCUCUUCGAAGCCCUCGGCGAACUUCUUCCCGAGCUACAGAAUCUCAUAGUUCAACCCGUCAGGGAAGCUCUGGAGUACUAUCGCAGACUGAACGAGGCUGCCAAAGACGAACGUCAUCAUCGGAAAAGUGUCAUAGAUGUCGGAGAAUCAGGCAUAUCCAACGCGCCGAGCGGCGUUGGCAACUCCGCCAUUAUCAAAUCCACGUCGUCGCACAGCAUGCGUUCAAAACGAUCCGCCACGACAAUCCAUUCGCGCUCGCGCUCCACCGACGACGAUAUUACGGAGAACUUGACGAUGGAGGAGAUGGAAAAUGUCGAGAGCUCUGAUCCGGAGACCGCCACGGAAGUAGAGAUCAGCGAGAAGACGCUCAAGUUCAAGAUUUCCACCGAAGGCACACUGGCCGGCCCGACUACCGGCCGGAAGAGUUGCCCCAGCAGUCGCAAGGGCAGCCGGGAGAAAUCCUCGUUAGAUUAUCAUAAUCAGGAUCUGAUCAAGGCCGUUCGGGAACACGAGCGCGAGAGGAGACGCAGCAGCAGAUGCGUAAAUCUCGGUAGCGAUCUCAGUUCGCCGAUCAGCGCGAGAUCCGCCGAAGGCACGCGUAUUCUCGAGGAAAUUGAGAAGGAGGCGACAACAUUUCUAGUCGCUAAAAUUGAAGACAGAGCGCCAGAGGGAAACGGUAAUAUCGUCGUGGCAGAGGCCUACUCGCAACCGAGGAACAACGUGAAGAAGGCCGGCACGGUCAUAGAAAAUAUUCAUGAAAUCCGAUCUAGUCGUAAGGAUGCACACGGCAGUCGAGAAUCAAUCAAUCUGCGAUGUUGCUGCGACGACAGAACUGGGUCGAAUAAUCACAAGUCUUUAUUCUCACGGCUGAGAAACUUUACGGAUCAUCUGAGCAGCAGUUUUGACUCUAAGGAUUCGCCCAGUCCCAAACUAAAGCACGCGUCCAAGAUGCUCACUAAGAGCAACUCGGUGAGCAGCGGUUCCGCCGCGACUUCGAGGAGGCACAACAAUUCUUUGUUCAUCUGUAAGCGCUGCAACCUUGUUAAGUCUUCGAUUAAGGACAACAGCAAAGCUAUUGCAACUGUGGUGGAGUCAUCGUCGGUUGACAAACGAGCGAUGACUCUGCCCAAGAUUCGCAAAUUCACAGACAGCAAGAACAAAAGCUGGCGGACGGUGUUCACUAAAGAAAAGAGAUUGUCCACUUCUUUGGAGGCUUUGCCGGCAGCUGGCUCGUUUUCCAAGCACCGCAGAAACUUAUCGAAUCCCGAGGGCAAGUCACAGAGUAUGAAGGAAGUGAAAAGAUCUCGACAGGGUCUGGAUAUCGAGUUUCAAGAGAUCGAUGUACGUCUGAAGAAACAGCAGCAGCCUGAAAUCAUAGUCAAUCCCGAUGAUACCUCAUGCGACAUUGAAGAAGAUCUCGGCAAGGUGGAGAUUAGGAGAAGCUCAGCCAGUAUGGAAGACAUUUCUAAGAUGGCAAAGCAGGCGGAAGCGGUCAUACUGGGUUCGCUGAAUUCCAAGGCGGAGGAACGUCCGCACACCGGUAGUCUGGAUUCGAUGCUCUGCAAGGAGGUGUUUAAAUCACGAAAGAAGCAUUCCACUGUGUUCGCGUCGCGCGCCACGACCAAAAAAUCAUCGCCCGGUCUAUUCUCGCGAUUCAAAUCCGGUAUGAGCAUUGACAGUACUCGGAGCAACAGCAACAGCGAUUCUCUGCACGAUCACGGUUCGCAAAGCGGCUGGAUAUCUUCGUUGACGGCCAGUUUUCGGCCAAAGAGGCACCCGAAUGAAACGCCGCUGUCGCCGCAUCCACCGAGGUCGCCCAGCAGAGAAGAGAUCAUGUAAUACGUCCUGGUGGUCGAGGAUCCCUCUGAGAAGAAGCUCGGGCUUCGCGGUUGGUGGCCCGAAAACCUGUUCUGCUGCAACAGUUAGGACUCCAAUGGAAAAAGUUUGAGCCUAGUUUAGGCUCAGAAAUAUCCAGGAA
Messenger RNA from Formica exsecta, 2894 nucleotides. RefSeq lists its product as uncharacterized. The transcript is spliced from 3 exons. The record is from RefSeq and is a predicted model, not a curated record. Gene Ontology annotation, biological process: cGMP catabolic process. NCBI's taxonomy places the organism in Eukaryota, Metazoa, Arthropoda, Insecta, Hymenoptera, Formicidae. The coding region runs from base 305 to 2755 and encodes 816 amino acids. Gene Ontology annotation, molecular function: 3',5'-cyclic-GMP phosphodiesterase activity.